AUGUCAGACUCUACCACUGGUAAAACUAUUAUAUGUAAGGCUGCAAUUGCCUGGGAAGCAGGUAAGCCAUUAACUAUUGAAGAUAUUGAAGUUGCUCCACCAAAGGCCCACGAAGUUCGUAUCAAAAUUUUGCACACCGGUGUUUGUCACACUGAUGCUUACACAUUGAGUGGUGUUGACCCAGAAGGUGCUUUCCCAGUUGUUUUGGGACACGAAGGUGCCGGAAUUGUGGAAAGUGUUGGUGAAGGGGUUGACAAUGUCAAGGUAGGUGAUAGUGUUGUUGCUUUAUACACUCCUGAAUGUAAGGAAUGUAAGUUCUGUAAGUCAGGAAAGACCAACUUAUGUGGUAAGAUCAGAUCCACCCAAGGUAAGGGUGUUAUGCCUGAUGGCACUUCAAGAUUUAAGUGCAAGGGUAAGGAGUUGUUGCACUUCAUGGGAUGUUCGACUUUCUCCCAAUACACGGUCGUAGCUGACAUCUCAGUUGUUGCUGUUAAUCCAAAGGCUCAGCCAGACAAGACCUGUUUGUUGGGUUGUGGUAUUACAACUGGUUAUGGUGCUGCUACCAUCACUGCGAAUGUUGGCGAGGGUGACAACAUUGCUGUUUUCGGUGCUGGAUGUGUUGGUUUAUCGGUUGUUCAGGGUGCCCUUCAAAGAAAGGCAGCAAAGAUUAUAGUCGUUGAUAUCAAUGACUCCAAGAAAGAAUGGGCUGAAAAAUUCGGUGCCACUGACUUUGUAAACUCUGCCAAAUUACCUAGCGACACCACCAUUGUCGACAAAUUAGUCGAAAUGACCGAUGGUGGCUGUGACUUCACUUUCGACUGUACUGGUAACGUCAACGUCAUGAGAAAUGCCUUAGAAGCGUGCCAUAAAGGUUGGGGUACCUCUGUCGUUAUCGGAGUUGCUGCUGCUGGUAAAGAAAUCUCCACCAGACCUUUCCAAUUGGUCACCGGUAGAGUAUGGAAGGGUGCUGCAUUCGGUGGUGUCAAGGGCAGAUCUCAAUUGCCAGACAUAGUCGAAAACUACAUGAAUGGCGGUUUGAAGGUUGACGAAUUCAUCACUCACAGACACGAGUUAGAGAAUAUCAACACCGCGUUUGAUGAUAUGCAUGCUGGUGACUGUAUCAGAGCUGUUAUUAACAUGUAA
Messenger RNA from Debaryomyces hansenii CBS767, 1143 nucleotides. It is a transcript of the gene FDH3, whose product is annotated as bifunctional alcohol dehydrogenase/S-(hydroxymethyl)glutathione dehydrogenase. Bases 1 to 1143 code for a protein of 380 amino acids. The record is from RefSeq and is a predicted model, not a curated record. Lineage: Eukaryota; Fungi; Ascomycota; Pichiomycetes; Serinales; Debaryomycetaceae. The transcript is spliced from 2 exons. Gene Ontology annotation, cellular component: cytosol. Gene Ontology annotation, molecular function: zinc ion binding; S-(hydroxymethyl)glutathione dehydrogenase [NAD(P)+] activity. Gene Ontology annotation, biological process: formaldehyde catabolic process.